Messenger RNA from Magnolia sinica, 691 nucleotides. RefSeq lists its product as uncharacterized. Gene Ontology annotation, molecular function: protein dimerization activity. Bases 88 to 507 code for a protein of 139 amino acids. NCBI's taxonomy places the organism in Eukaryota, Viridiplantae, Streptophyta, Magnoliopsida, Magnoliales, Magnoliaceae. The record is from RefSeq and is a predicted model, not a curated record. The transcript is spliced from 3 exons.
AAAAAUAAGAUCAUGGACCAUUUUAACUAUAGAGACCGUGAUUACAAGCCAAUUUUAGAUAUUAUAGAUAGAAGAUAGGGCAGCCAAAUGUCAUCCCCAUUGUAUUCGGCUGCUUACAUCCUUAACCCAGCCUGUUUAUUCGCUUCUGUUGAUCCAGCAGAAGCACUAACUACGCAUAUGGUUAGAUUUAUUGAUGUCUUGGAAAGAAUGAUUCCAGAUAGAGGAGAACAGGACAAGAUCUCAACUUUGCCGGACUUCUACACUAAAAGUAAAGGGAUAUUCUCAAGGGAUAUCGUAAUAAGACAUUGGACAAUGAAAUUACCCACUGACUGGUGGGCUGCAUAUGGAGUGGACCCGAACAGGAAGGAUCCAGCUCUAAAAAAGCUGGUUAUGAAGAUUCUUGGACUCACGUAUUCUGCCAGUGGUUGCGAGCGCAAUUGGAGCACAUUCGAGGCGAUUCAUACCAAGAAAAGGAAUCGCCUUGAGAAAAAACGCUCAACAACUUAGUUUUCGUUCAAUACAAUCAAAAAUUGCGAGAACGAUUCCAAAGUAGGAAAGAAAAGCCCGGUUUCUUUGACCCUAUCUGCUUAGAUGAGUUGGAUGCAGAUAAUGAGUGGCUCAUAGAGACGGAGGACCCGGUAUUUGCUGGAGAGGAGCUAACAUAGGCACAAGUUAAAGAUACCGCAUAUGG